AGAAAUAAAAUUCAAGAGAUUCUUACAAAUGAUCUUAACCAGCUAUAAAAACGUCAACGACUUUGACUAAUGUGCAGCGUGUAUCCUAAGCUCAACUCAGAAUUCCAUUGAAUCCAACUGUAAUCUUCCUUUGGUUUGAACCAUCCGCCAGCUCAAAAAAACCAACUGCAAACCCCGGAACACCCGAACCCCAAAGAUGGGUGUAACGCCGAAAAUUGCUCCAUCCAUGCUUUCAUCGGACUUCGCUAACUUAGCAUCAGAGGCAAAGCGCAUGCUUGAUUUCGGUGCUGAUUGGCUUCACAUGGAUAUCAUGGAUGGGUAUGUUUCAUUGCUUUCGUGGACUUCUCUUCUCUAGGAUUUUGCAUCUUUAUCUUUCUAUUUCUUCUCUACUUCCUGUUUUUGUUAUUUUUAUACGUUUGGUUUUUUUUCAGCUAUUUUAUAUUUGCUAAUCUUUUUAGUGAAGAUUAUUAACUUAUACUUAAGCCUUAUGUUUCUGUCAUCCAUAAAAUCAUGAUCUAUGGUUUGAAAAAAACGUUUAAGAGUUGUCUACUUUGGGUGAGGAUAUGAUUAUGUGUUAGGAAAUUGAAAGACUCAAUGAUCUUUGCUUUAUAGCUUGAAAAGUUACUUUCAGAAACUUUGGGAUUUUGGAAGGUUUUGUUGAUGGAAUGUAAAGGACCUUACUUAACUGUUUAAAUUGAAUACAAUCUUCUGUGCUUUUAAUGACUAAUCUUACUGUUAAAUGAACUUUUGAAAUUGGAUUGGUUUAUGCAGGGUGCAAGUUAUUCAGGUUCUUAAGCUUUGUUUGAUAUCUUGCUAUAGUUUUUUAAUGAUGAUUUCUUAUGUUCUGGUUAACACUAGAGCUUUUGAUCUGCAUUACGUAUUAUUUACUUAGUCCUUCAUGUUUACAUUAUUGGGUACUUGUAGAUAUGCUUACAUGUUCAUUGUUAAAUUUUGUAUAUAGGCAUUUUGUCCCCAACUUAACCAUUGGCGCUCCAGUCAUUGAGAGUUUAAGAAAGCACACAAAGGCAUUUCUUGAUUGCCACCUUAUGGUCACUAAUCCUAUUGAUUAUGUUGAACCUUUGGGUAAAGCCGGUGCUUCCGGUUUUACUUUUCAUGUUGAAGUAUCCAAAGAAAACUGGCAAGAACUUAUCCAAAAAAUUAAGUCAAAAGCCAUGAGGCCCGGUGUGGCAUUAAAGCCUGGAACACUGAUUGAGGAGGUUUAUCCUCUGGUUGACAGUGAAAAUCCGGUGGAAAUGGUUCUUGUAAUGACUGUAGAACCUGGAUUUGGUGGUCAAAAGUUCAUGCCUCAAAUGAUGGAUAAGGUUCGUGUUCUAAGGAAGAAGUACCCAUCACUUGAUAUAGAGAAUGUGCCGAUACAAAUAUCAGAUAUUGCAAGAAAAAUGAAGUGUCAGAGCAACAUACACGGCCAUAGCUGUCUGCUGAAGAAAUGGUGGGUUUAAUUUGCAGGUGGAUGGUGGGUUAGGGCCAUCAACAAUUGAGAUGGCUGCUUCAGCAGGAGCAAAUUGCAUUGUUGCAGGGAGUUCAAUAUUCGGAGCGGCGGAGCCAGGUACAGUUAUAUCCCAUAUGCGAAACUGUGUUUUGGAAAAUCAG
Messenger RNA from Gossypium raimondii (Peruvian cotton), 1611 nucleotides. RefSeq names its product ribulose-phosphate 3-epimerase, cytoplasmic isoform. The coding region runs from base 840 to 1460 and encodes 206 amino acids. Gene Ontology annotation, molecular function: D-ribulose-phosphate 3-epimerase activity; metal ion binding. NCBI's taxonomy places the organism in Eukaryota, Viridiplantae, Streptophyta, Magnoliopsida, Malvales, Malvaceae. The transcript is spliced from 7 exons. Gene Ontology annotation, cellular component: cytosol. Gene Ontology annotation, biological process: pentose-phosphate shunt, non-oxidative branch; carbohydrate metabolic process; pentose-phosphate shunt. The record is from RefSeq and is a predicted model, not a curated record.